AUGAAUCGUAGUGGCAGCUUUCGGAGAAGCUUUAGUGCUAGUAGCUCCUCAUCAAUGCAACAGGCAUCCUCGGCGAACAAGAUCAUCAACAGCGUCAAUAUUAAUAACAACAACAACCACCAAAAUAUCAUCAACAACAAUAACGAAUAUGAGGAAGUGGAUGAGGAGAUGGACGAUACAAUGUCGGGAGCAGGAAAUAUUGAGGAUGAUUUUGAUUCUUCUCAACAAGAGCACAUUACAGUUGUUGUUCGUGUAAGACCACCAUUACCUCGAGAAGUAAAAGCUGCUCAGGAACGAGGUGAGCCCUUUGUGAGCACCAUCAAAAUUAAUGACUCACACAAGAGUUUGACCAUAUCCGAUUCCCUUGAGAGUGAUUACAGCAUGGGUCAUUCGUUUACGUUUGAUCACGUUUACGGUGAAGAUAGCAAACAAGAUGAAAUUUAUGAAAAUCAUGCAAGAGGAGCUGUACUCUCGGUUCUAAAGGGUUAUAAUGCUACUCUGUUUGCUUACGGCCAAACUGGUACAGGUAAGACAUUUACCAUGGAGGGGUUUAGUGGAAAGAGAGAGCUAAGGGGAGUCAUUCCGAGAGCAACGGAAGAUAUUUUUGAUUACAUAGAAACAAAAGGAUCUUCGAACAUUAAUUUUUUAAUCAGAGCAUCCUAUCUUCAGAUUUACAAAGAGGUCAUUUAUGACCUGUUGGAUCCAUCAAAAAGUAAUCUUACAAUAAGAGAGGACAAGAAAAAAGGAACGUGUGUGGAAGGUCUCACGGAAGUGGUUGUAAGAACGCCUAAAGAAAUUUAUCAACUUAUUGAAAGAGGUCGAAAAGGAAGAGCAAAAGCGGCCACAAAGCUGAAUGAAGAAAGUAGUAGAAGUCAUGCUGUAUUUAUAAUUGUGGCGGAACAUCUUGAACGUAGCGUCUCCAAUGAGGAGGACAUUGAUUGUGCCAACGCUGAUGCAAUCACAGGAAAACAGGGUACUCAUGAGGUGAAGGAAUCAUAUCGCAUUGGAAAGCUCAAUCUUGUAGAUUUGGCAGGUAGUGAGAGAGUUUCUGUGAGCGGUGCUUCUGGAGAUUUGCUGGAACAAACAAAAAAGAUCAAUCUGUCACUGACAUGCUUGGGAAUGGUUAUUUCUGCUCUCACUAAAACAUACAAGAAAAAGGAGGUCUAUGUGCCAUACAGAGAUUCCAAGUUGACCAGAUUAUUAGCCGACAGCUUGGGUGGCAAUUGUAGAACCACAAUGUUAGCUAUGGUCUCACCAGCGCUUGAAUUUUAUGGUGAAUCUUUGUCUACUCUUAACUUUGCAAAACGUGCAAAAUGCAUCAAAAACGUGGUGACAGUGAAUGAAGAUUUAGAUCAGAGAGCCCUUUUAAGAAAGUAUGAAAAGGAGCUGAAGAGAUUACGAAUUGAGCUAUCCAAAAAGAAUAAGGCUGUUGUUGGAAAGCAAAGAAUUCUUGAAUUGGAAGAGGAGAAAAGAAGGGCCGAGGAGGACAAACUUGCUGCUAUUGAGGCCUUGGAAGCUCGUUCAAGAGAGUUUCUUCAUGAAAAAACGCUUAAAAGAAAACUGGAGGAAAAGAUCGCUCAUCUUCAAUCUCAACUGUUGGUAGGAGGUGAGAAAAUUGAAGAAACACCCGCAUUCCGAAAGCUUAUCAAACAAGAAUAUGAACGUGUUCAUAAGCAGUACGAGAAAAAGUUGGCAGAAUUAGAAAGAGAGAGACAGUCCAUUGAAGAGGAUAAAGCUCAAGUAGACCGGUACAAACAAUUAUUACUGAAACAGCGAGACAUCAUGAUUGCUCUCACAGCAAGAUUGAAUGAAAGAGACGAAACUAUUUUGUCGCUACAAGAAGAACUCGAUGCCUAUGAUCAUCAUCAGAAAAUGUUGGAGGAUGCACUAGAUAGAAAAACAGCAGCACUCAUCCAUCUUCAAAGAGUCACGGAUGCUGGGUUAUGCACUAAGGAAAAAGAAAAGCAAGCUCUUAGAAAAAUAAUUGAAGUCAAAAUGAUACCGUACAUGAAUACCAUUUACAAGAGUAUAAGUGCUUUCGAAACUCCAGAAAUGGAAGAUACUGCUAAACAAGUGAAGAAACAAGUUGCUACAGUCACUCAGCUCAUGAAACAAACUGCUAAUGCUCUUUCUUUGAAUUCUGGCAAUCCUUCUUCCUCUGAAGAACAGCAAUCUUCUGAAGCUUCCGUAAAUCAAUUUCAAGAAUAA
Naegleria fowleri is the source of this 2208-nucleotide messenger RNA. RefSeq lists its product as uncharacterized. NCBI's taxonomy places the organism in Eukaryota, Heterolobosea, Eutetramitea, Acrasida, Naegleriidae. The transcript is spliced from 4 exons. The record is from RefSeq and is a predicted model, not a curated record. Bases 1 to 2208 code for a protein of 735 amino acids. Gene Ontology annotation, molecular function: ATP binding; microtubule motor activity; microtubule binding. Gene Ontology annotation, biological process: microtubule-based movement.